AUGCCCGGAGCUCCCACAGUCCUAAUUAUGGUUACAGGCACGGGGGAAAGAGAAGAACCUCAGUGGCAGGAAUCCGACGACGAAAGGAACUAUGAUGCCUCACCAUCGUCAAGCCCACCGCGAGAGUUCGCCCCGAGAGGGUUUGCCAAAGUUCGGAAGAGGUUUCGGGAGCAUCUCCCUAGACCCCUGCGUAUCGAUUCCAAUAAUAUCCCAUCCCGUCUCAACUUAGACGACUUCCAUAACCAUGCCUCCCCUAUAUUCGAUGUGUUACGGCUGUUAGUCGAAGCAGUAACUUCAUCUAUCGAUCAUGCUCGAUCGAUCGGUUUCCUUGAGCGGCUGCGCCUUGCAAUCAUACAGUCCCAACUUUUAGACAACCCCUUAGUAUUAGGCUACCAAGCCUCGGAAGACCCUGCGCUAUCGCAACCGGCUAGCGAACCAAACUUCCAUGGGAUUACAGUUUCCGGCGCCGUCGCCGCUAUUGUGUUCGGCUUCGGUACGGCAUUACUCGUCCGCUGGUUCUCGCUAGGAGGAUUUAUGCCAACAUGGAGGGGGUCAAUAGCUUUCGUUGUGGUAGUGUCUAUAACGUCUCUAGUCGCAAGGGCAUACGUACGAAGGCAGAUUUUAAGAAAUAUUCAGAAGCAAGGAUUAUUAGAAGCCUCGACAUUCUUCUCACUCUCCCGAGAGUAUGACUGCGCAAAUAGUGCAGGAUUAAACUUCGUAAUGGAAGUAGAAUUAGUUGCCCGUGGAUAUCGACUGAGCACACCCAUCCCCCCUAUUAGUCGACUAGAGAAUAAUGGGCAAAACGUCAAGUGUCUUCAGCUUAGGAAAGCCCUCCGAAAUAGCUUAACAGAAGUCAUUUAUAAAUAUUACCAAGUGGCCUUUACGAUUUGGGCAUUUGCGGAACAGACCGAACUGCUGCAGCUGCAAUCCCAGUAUCAGUUUACAGUUGCCGAUGUGGUGGAAAGAUUUCAGGUGUUUUCAAAAACCGACGCCCAGGACGCCGAGAAAUUGCAACCUUUAAAAGAUGCCGCAUUCCUCUUCCACGAUAUUCGGAAAAUGUUUCUAAGUGGUCUGCUUGCUCUUCAUACCGUCGGCAACGACUCCGACCGACUUCGUUUUACGACUAUAUUAGAAGCAUUCGAGGAACUAAAUACGGUCACGAAGCAAGCUUAUACGCGGGUGAGGGAUAUUCUGGCCGAUAAUGACUUCCAAAUUCCCAAAACUCCUCGGAGUCCUGAGACGCCUAGUCAUGAUCGAUGGCGUCACCAAGUCCGCAGGUUAAAUUCGAUGACUAUGAAUAUCCGCAGUGUGCAGGCUAAAUUGCAUCUUCUGCGUGAGGAGUCAUCUAAGGCUUUGAACGAGGCUGAUGAUAUUACCGAUUUGGGGCCAUUGUUCAUGGCCCAGUACGAGUCAAUUGGACAAGAUCUACGGGAUCUAAUGGAAGCGUGGCAGACAGGAAAGGCUUCGCUAGCGUCUGGGAUCGACAGAAAUGAGAAACGCCUAUCAUCCAUGGGCUCUACGCUUAUGUCUCCCCUGAGUACGAUGAGUGGACGGACCAUAGCGGAAGAGGACGAAAAUAGCCAGGACGAAGGCGUUGCCGACGCAUACAAGAAGCUUACUGGUGGGUCUUCGCCACCAUCAGAGCCGGAGCCGGAAGUAUUUGAGGCUAUCUCGAUUCCUCGCCCAAAAAGUUUAUUCACGCGGGAAGAGAGGAUUAUCAAGAUGAGAGAGGACCGCAAAUCUAAAGAAAUUUCCAAGGCGAAGGCCGAAGCCCAAAGAGGCAUGAUGCGAGAGCUGCAAGGAGUAUUAGAAAGGCAAACCGGACGUGGUCGAGUCUCUCUUUGA
Daldinia childiae is the source of this 1845-nucleotide messenger RNA. Its product is annotated as putative proliferating cell nuclear antigen protein. Bases 1 to 1845 code for a protein of 614 amino acids. Lineage: Eukaryota; Fungi; Ascomycota; Sordariomycetes; Xylariales; Hypoxylaceae. The record is from RefSeq and is a predicted model, not a curated record. The transcript has 3 exons. Gene Ontology annotation, biological process: cell-cell adhesion. Gene Ontology annotation, molecular function: myosin binding. Gene Ontology annotation, cellular component: plasma membrane.